AUGGGAAAGGGGCUGGUGGUCACGCCCACCAAGGGGAAGACCACCAAGAACGUGCUACUAAAAGGCAGCAGUGAAGGGGACCCUCUGGGGUUCCUGGGGUACUGUCCUCAGGAGAAUGCGCUGUGGCCCAACCUGACAGUGAGAGAGCACCUGGACGUGUUCGCUGCAGUGAAAGGGCUGAGGAAAGCAGAUGCCACGGUCACCAUCACACGGUUGGUGGAGGCGCUCAAGCUGCAGGAGGAGCAGAAGCGCCCUGUGAAGGCCUUGUCAGAGGGAAUCAAGAGAAAGCUGUGCUUCGCGCUGAGCAUCCUGGGAAACCCAUCGGUGGUGCUGCUGGACGAGCCGACCACGGACAUGGACCCCUUGGGGCAGCAGCAGAUGUGGCAGGCGAUCAGGGCCAGCUUUAACAACACUGAGAGGGGCGCCCUCCUGACCACCCAAUCCAUGACCGAGGCAGAGGCCGUGUGUGACCGUGUGGCCAUCAUGGUGUCCGGGAGGCUGAGAUGUAUCGGUUCCAUCCAGCACCUGAAGAGCAGAUUUGGCAAGGAUUACCUGCUGGAGAUGAAGAUGAAGACCCUCGCCCACGUGGAGCCCCUGCACAGCGAAAUCCUGAGGCUCUUCCCCCAGGCUGCUCGGCAGGAAAGGUACUCCUCCCUGAUGGUCUAUAAGUUGCCUGUUGAGGAUGUGAGACCUUUAUCGCAGGCUUUCUUCAAAUUAGAGAUCGUUAAACAGAACUUCGACCUGGAGGAGUACAGCCUGUCACAGUCCACCCUGGAGCAGGUCUUCCUGGAGCUCUCCAAGGAGCAGGAGCUGGAGGACUUUGAUGAGGAAGUUGAUCUCUCUGUGAGGUGGAAGCUCCUCCAGCAGGAAGAGCCCUAAAGCCCCAAAUGCCCUGCAUUGCCCUUUAGGCCUGUGACUCUUCUUAAGUUAACAUUUUAUAGCAUAAUGAUACCUUAUCUCAGACACGGACAAGGUACUUUUGAAACGAAUGUUAUGAUUUUUUUCUCAAUAAUAUCACGGUGGGACUAAAGAAGCCAGGCCAUGCAGCCUCUGGACCAGCAGCCAAAUUCCAUAUUUAAUGCAGUAGCAAACACAAAGAAUACAUUUAGUAUAGAAUUGUUUAUGUUUAUGAGAAUGAUGCAGGGAUUGCUUAAUUUUUUUCUCUGUACUUUAAAAUAUGGGAUAUUUACAUAUCUUUUUUAUUAUAAUACAAAGUAAGACAAUGUUGAUUAUAGGGGGAUGGGAGUCAGUUGAUUACAUGUCAGCACAUUCUUUGCUUUUUGUACUUUAAUUUUUUAAAUUAAUUCACUGAUUUUCCUUUCCUGUCAUUUUUAGGAUUUUAGAUUUUAGAGUCUGUGUUUUGCCUAUUGUAACUAUUAAGGAAAUUUGAAACCCAUUAAGAUAAAUAAUUGCAGUAAGAUAUUGAGUAAUCAAGUUGAUGAAAAAAUACAUACGUUUACAUACAAUUUUGAAACAUAUUUCUGAUUUUAUGUUGGCUUAUGAUGCCAGGGUCCAUCCUGAUGCAAAGCACUAGAACUUCAAAGAUCUUAAUUUCCCAUGUCUGUACAUGUUGUGAUUUAUUCAACUGGUAAUUCUAUAAACACCUUAAAAUCAA
Molecule: messenger RNA, 1615 nt
Organism: Myotis lucifugus (little brown bat)
Lineage: Eukaryota; Metazoa; Chordata; Mammalia; Chiroptera; Vespertilionidae
Product: ATP-binding cassette sub-family A member 8-like
Exons: 9
Coding region: 1-879 (292 amino acids)
Biological process (GO): lipid transport; transmembrane transport
Cellular component (GO): intracellular membrane-bounded organelle; membrane
Molecular function (GO): ATP hydrolysis activity; ATP binding; lipid carrier activity
Source: RefSeq, a predicted model, not a curated record